AUGAAUUGGCUCAGCCUCCUCGUCCUGCUGACCGUGGCCGGGCUGGCACAUGGGACAUGGGACAACUGUGGAGGGACCUGUGGACUCCGAGCCGUGGUGUCGGACUAUGGCCUCAUGACGUACUACUACGGCAACAUGGCUUAUGAAUCCGGCAUGACACGCAUCGUGGGUGGCGCCGGUGCCCUGCCAGGGGCCUGGCCCUGGACCGUCAGCAUCCAGCACCCAUGGGUUCCAGACCCAGGGCACUGGUGUGGAGGGUCCCUCAUCAGCACACAGUGGGUCCUCACAGCAGCCCACUGCUUCGACAAGUUUGAUAACAUCAGCCUGCUGUACGUGGUGAUUGGGGCCACCCAGUUGACUCAGCCGGGCCAUGGGGCACAAAUGCGCAGUGUCAAGCAGUUGGUGAUACACCAGUACUACAACCCUGAUGACAUGAGCUAUGACAUCGCCCUGCUGCAAUUGGACCAUCCUGUCCAGUGCAGUCCCUACAUCCAGCUGGCCUGUGUGCCCGACACCACACUGAGACUGUCAGAGCUGCAAAACUGCUGGGUGGCUGGCUGGGGUGCCACUGCUGCAAGAUCUCAAGAUUCAGCUGAUCACCUCCAGGAGGCCAAGGUCCAGCUCAUCGAUCUCCAGCUCUGCAACAGCAGUGACUGGUACGGAGGGGAAAUCCACACCCACAACCUGUGUGCUGGUUACCCGCAGGGCACCAUUGACACCUGCCAGGGUGACAGCGGUGGUCCUCUCAUGUGCCAGGACAACAAUGCUGACUACUGGUGGGUUGUCGGAAUAACCAGCUGGGGGAAAGGCUGUGCCAGACCAAGGCGGCCUGGAGUCUACACCUCCACUAAGUACUUCUAUGACUGGAUCCUGGUCCACACAGGCGCAAGCACGCUUGGAAGGGGUUCUCCAGCAUCACAAACCUGGAGUCAUUUUACGACAGUUCCCCCACCAACUCUGAAACCAUGGCCAAUACGUCCCAUUCCCACACAACCCCCUACUCCUAGGCCAUGGCCAACACCCCUUCCCACUCAUAAGCCAUGGCCAACACCCCUUCCCACUCAUAAGCCAUGGCCAACACCCCUUCCCACUCAUAAGCCAUGGCCAACACCCCUUCCUACUCAUAAGCCAUGGCCAAAGCCAACACCAUCAGGUGAGGCUAGCUCCUGCCCAUUUCCACUCAACAAGCUGGUAGACUUCUUUACUAAGGUGAAGAAGCUCCUUCAUCAGGUCCUUGGAGAAAACAUAGCUUGA
Molecule: messenger RNA, 1254 nt
Organism: Haemorhous mexicanus (house finch)
Lineage: Eukaryota; Metazoa; Chordata; Aves; Passeriformes; Fringillidae
Product: acrosin-like
Exons: 7
Coding region: 1-1254 (417 amino acids)
Biological process (GO): proteolysis; acrosome reaction
Molecular function (GO): serine-type endopeptidase activity
Source: RefSeq, a predicted model, not a curated record